AUGAAGGGAAAUGUGGCAGGAGUUGUAGCGGCCAUCGCAGGCAACGUCGUUAUAGCGCUGGGUCUAAAUAUCCAGAAACUCAGCCACCUGCAAAUUUCAAAUUUAGAGGAAAAUGACGACACCUUGCAAUACCUACGAAACGGUACUUUCUGGGUCGGUUUGGCAAUGUCCAGUUUAGGAGAGUGCUGCAACUUUAUCGCAUAUGGCCUCUCCCCAGCACCUCUAGUCGCCCCUCUCGGCAGCUGUGCAUUGGUUGCGAACGGAAUCUUCUCGCCAAUCCUCCUCCAAGAAUCGUUUGGAUUGCAAGAGAUAGCUGGCUCUAUGCUCUGCAUUACUGGGGCUUUCAUCCUUGUCUCUUCAAACACAGCCAGAGAGGACAACGUCGACUACAACACCCUAAUCACAGCUAUAAACAGGCCUUGGUUCCAAACAUACCUUUUCUGUCUGUUCACUGCCAUUUUCCUUCUUAUGGCUUUGUCAAAUAGCACUUUUGCUCGGCGAUCUGUUACCGUGGACAUUCUAAUAUGCGCCCUCUUCGGGAGUCUUACAGUUAUUUCCACAAAGGCACUCAGCGGACUGCUCGUUAAGGAUGUGGCUGGGGCAUUCACGCAUCAGAUAACAUACGUCGCGUUGAUAGUGCUUCUCCUCACAGCAGCUGCACAGGUGCAUUUCUUGAACAAGGCCCUCAAUCGAUUUCACUCCAAGAUAGUCAUACCCACGCAGUACAUCUACUUUACAAUAUCCGUCAUAUUCUCCAGCUCAGUCCUCUUUAACGACCUCGACUCCUUUCCGUACCCGACACUGCUUCUCGGACUGGUUGUGUCGUUCUGUGGCGUCUUUUUCCUUUGUAGAGCGCCAGAAAGCGAGCAGCAGGAGCUUGAGCGUGGGUGUGUACGGAGGUGUUCUAUAGAAUCUGCACAGGUUCAGGUGCACUCACGCGAUUUAUCACACCCCGCACACACCACAUGCAUUAAACCAAUCCGUGCAAGAUCUAAUUCGUCCCUCACAAAAGUAGGCAUAGGCCUGUCGCCAGCACAAUACCUUCUCGCGAGCCAUGCGGGGUACAGCGACGAGCAGCAGCCGUUGCUGCAUGAGGAUGAGAGUCGAAUAUUGUCUCAGACUUACAACAGUACAGCUAAUCAUGGUGAUCAAGUGCAAGAUAGGUAUGACAGAUAG
This is a messenger RNA of Wallemia ichthyophaga EXF-994, 1176 nucleotides long. Its product is annotated as NIPA-like protein 2. Gene Ontology annotation, cellular component: membrane. The coding region runs from base 1 to 1176 and encodes 391 amino acids. Lineage: Eukaryota; Fungi; Basidiomycota; Wallemiomycetes; Wallemiales; Wallemiaceae. The record is from RefSeq and is a predicted model, not a curated record. Gene Ontology annotation, molecular function: magnesium ion transmembrane transporter activity. The transcript has a single exon. Gene Ontology annotation, biological process: magnesium ion transport.